AUGAAGUGGGAAGAACACUGCGUGCUGCACGAUCUCGAUUAUGCUACACUCAAAGACUUGACGCAGUACCUCAAUAACUACUCGCGAGCAUGCGAGAACCUGGACAUAGGCCCGUCGACUCCAAACCAAGCGGGACGAAAUCGCCAACCUAUGAAGCAACAACAACCCGACAGCCGACCCAACCAAUUUACUUCUAUGUCCAGGCAAAACUACGACAAAUCUUCAAUCAUAUCAGCAAGACCAACAACUUUAACAUGUCCAAUAGAUAACCAAGUUCACUACGUUGGAAAAUGUCCGGACUUUUUGAAACUUCCCGUAGAUCAACGGGCAGAGCUGGUGAAGCAACAUAAGCUGUGCUUCAACUGCUUAGGCCAACACAGAUUUAGUGAAUGCACAUCGUCUAAGCGAUGUUUCAUCAACAACUGCGGAGGGAAACACCAUUCAACUCUACACAUCGACAAAAAACCGUUUCAAACGCACAACCAAAAAUCAAAUAACAUGCAGCUUGGCACUACAGUAACCAAGCCCUCGGAACAAGCUCAGGAUCCAAUCCAAAAUAUGAACAACAUCAGAAAUCAGUUACAAUUUAUGCCGGUAACACUGUUUAACAAUGGCAUCAAACUAGAUUGCUACGCCAUACUCGACAACUGCAGCAGCUGCUCAUAUAUCCUCAGCAAAACAGCUGAAACACUUCAGUGCAAACCAAGCCAACAACUGCAGCUUAGCGUACGAGGUGCUUUCAGUAAGGACAAAGUGUCUUCCUCGCUGGUCUGGCUUAGUAUCGGACCACAUAACCCUACAACACCUACUUUCACCCUACAAUCAGUCUAUUCAGUUGAAGCUCUGAGUUUUCACGCUAUCGACGCAAACAACCUUAACAAAACGUGCUCACUCUACAAUCACCUUCGACAUGUCAACUUUCCUGAACUAGGCGACAACACAGCUCAAAUUUUGCUUGGCGUAGAUGCUUUCUGGAAUAUUGCGGAGCGCGAUAUCAGAAAAGGUCCUACAGGCACCCCCUACGCUGUAAAAAACCUACUAGGAUGGACGAUCACUGGCCCACUCAACCAGAAAUCUAAUAGUUCCCGAUCAAAUUCACACUCAACUAACUUCAUUGACUUAAAUGAUCAAGAAGACGCUAAUCUCACUGAAUUAGUGGAAAAUUUCUGGAAAGUAGAAGGAUCAGGCAUCCAGGAAGAUAACAAAGCUACAUACUCUGAUAAAAGCAAACGACAACUAAGAUUUAUGGAAAAAAGUAUUGAGCACGAUGGAGAUCGCUACAAAAUAAAUCUACUCUGGAAAAACGAAAUAAAAUUGCCAAACAAUUAUCCGGUAGCUAAAGCUCAACUGCUAUCGCUACAAAAACGGCUCAGAAAAGACCCUGAAACCAUGCAACUCUAUGAGAAAUCGCUUAGUACCGACCUGGAAAAUAACUACGUCAAGCCCGUUACUUUCCAACACCCACAACCUGAAUUACUUUGGUACCUCCCACAUCACCCUGUAACUAAUCCAAACAAGACCGGAAAGGUACGCAGAGUGGCCAACGCUGCCUCAACCUACAAGGGCGUCUCGCUGAACUCUUGCCUCGAAACUGGACCUGACCUCCUGAACAACAUGUUUGGACUUCUACUACGAUUCCGGGAAAAAUCUGUGGCUGUAUCGGCGGAUAUUGAAGGUAUGUUUAUGCAGAUAGGUAUUAAAGAUGAUCAAAAUGCGCUUCGCUUCCUUUGGCCUACUAAAAAUGGUAUCAAACAAUACCAAUACACGCGACUUAUCUUUGGUGCAAAAUGCUCACCAUCCAUUGCCAUCUUUGCGCUUCAUCAAACAGCUGCCGAUUACUGCGUAACCAAACCCAUUAUUGCUCAACUGCUUCACAAAAGUUUUUACAUGGACGACUUUGUUCACUCGUUCAACACGACACACGAGGCUAGAGACUCUACUACGCAACUAAAAUCCUCCCUAAGACAGGGGGGAUUCAACCUAAAUAAGUUCGUAUCUAACACUAAUGACGCGAUCUACUCCAUUGAUGGAGGCGAAGUUUCUACUAAUGCUACAGUGCAUCGUGUUCUGGGUGUCAAAUGGGACACAACUGACGAUACGUUAAUCGUGCAACCAACAACCAAGCUAAAUAAUACUACAUCAUCUACACUCCGAACAGUUCUUUCUACAGUAGCAAGGGUUUUCGACCCCUUAGGCAUCCUAGCGCCGUUUGUCAUAAAACUCAAAAUUCUUCUGCAAAACUUGUGGAAGUCUGGUAUCUCUUGGGACGAAAUCGUGCCCAGUGACUUUGUUCCGAUAAUUGACAAAUGGGUUGACCAAUGCAAACAAGUACCCCCUGUUAGACUGCCGCGCUUACUUGGUCCACAGCUGUCACCUAUUGAUAUACAGCUUCAUGUUUUCUGCGACGCGUCGCAAGACGCAAUGGCUACGUGCAUCUACUUCCGAACUGCUUGUAGCUCUGGCAUACACGCUACUUUCUUGAUUGGCAGAACAAAGGUAGCACCACUGAACCAAGAGAGCAUUCCUAAACUGGAAUUACAAGCCGCCCUUCUGGGUGCUCGGCUAUGCAAGUUCGCUACUGAUGAAAUGCGGUUAAAGCCCCACUCCACUCACUUUUGGACGGAUAGCACUACUGUUUUGUCCUGGAUCGCUUCACCUGCCGAGACCGAGGCAAUCCUCAACUCACGUCCGCUAACUCAUGUCAGUAGCGACCUUGACGACGACCUUCCACUGACACCCAACCACUUCUUAAUGGGUCGUCCAUUCGUCUACGCUCCAGCAGCAGCCUUCUACGAAGCAUCUACCAAUAAACUGUCCAACAAGUCCUGGAAGCGAGCAAAAGAUAGACUUGACAGCUUCUGGAGGCGUCUACUUAAAGAGUACGCUCCGACUCUCAUCAGAAGGACUAAAUGGACGCAACCCGAGGAACCACUCGAAAAAGAUGACCUCGUGUGGAUACUUGAGGACUUUACACCACGAGGCAUCUGGCCACUGGGUCGAGUGUUAGAAGUUUUUACCGGCUCGGAUGGCAUCGCGCGCUCGUGUAAACUGAAAACAGCCCUAGGUACUUUAACGAGACCAGCGGUGAAACUUGCCCUCGUAACCCCAAAAAAAGAAGAUUUAAGACCACUUUAA
Molecule: messenger RNA, 3135 nt
Organism: Symsagittifera roscoffensis
Lineage: Eukaryota; Metazoa; Xenacoelomorpha; Acoela; Convolutidae
Exons: 2
Coding region: 1-3135 (1044 amino acids)
Source: RefSeq, a predicted model, not a curated record